UAGGAAAAAUAAAAUAAAUUGAUAUACGAAAUGAUAGUUAAAAGGUUGCUUUCCACUUAAGUCCACAUCUAAAAACUAGCUACAAAUUAUACCUUUGUUUUAUAGCAUGAUUAUUGAUUAUUGGAAAGUUUUUAGAGUGAGAUUCUUACCGGAAUAUAAGAACUCGUUUCUUAAUUUUUAACUAAAAAAACUAAGAACCGUCUCUUAGAACUCUUAUUUAAGAACCGGUUCUUAAUUUUUUUAUUAAAAAUUAAGAGUUAUGUUCUUAUAUUCCGCUAAAAAAUUCAUUUUAAGAAUCCCCAAUUAUCAUAUUCUCGGUGCUUUGAUACUUCCACUUUUCUUUUCUUUUCUUUUCGAUGUGUGGAAACUAAUUUCCCACAAAACUAUAUUGAAAAAAAUCUGCAGUAAAAAAUGGUAAAGUAAAAUUAAUUAAACUACUCAUUUACCAAAGAGUUAAAUAUAUGUGUUACCAAAAAUAAAAGAGUUCAAAUACUUAAAUAUAAAUUGCUGCCAACAACUAUUUUCCAGUCUGGCACCCAUUUCCACCUAAGUAAAUACAUAAUAUUUUUAUAAGAAAAAUAAAUAAGACACGUGGCAUUAAUACCAUUUGGCUGAUAAAGUCCACUUCUUUCUUCCUCAUAUUACAUAACACACUCACACUACUCUCAACUCCCAAGCAAACUGAAGAAGAAACAAAGCGUGCCUCUCUCUCUCUUAAUCAUUCUCCUCCUCCUUUAACUCUCUCUAUAAAAAAAAAUCAAUACUCAUGGAUCCUUGGGAUAAAACUAACUCAUUAGACCACCACCACCGUCGCCAAGAUCAUCGCCAUCCUUCGUUCUCCUCCACUCUCCUCGACCAAAUCUACAACUCCAUCGACUCCUCCUCUCUCUCCGACGUCUCCAUGAGGAAGAAGCAAAACCGUGCAGUGGAAGAAAUCGAGAAAAUCCUCGUUAACCGCCGCGCAGUCCCCGGAGAUUCAGUUAGAUCAAGGAAUCUCAAGACCGCUGAGCCAGUUUUCUCCAAGCAUUCGAGCUCCUCCAGCUCCUCAGACUCAAGCGGACUCUCCUCUUCCUCUUCCGAUUCCUUCUACAGGCGAUCUCGUUCUCCGCCGGAGAUUCCCCAUCCGAAGCCGAUUCGAACCACCGUCGAGAGACGCGAACGACCUAACGAUAAUAAUAAUAAAGUGAAAUCGAAGGCGUUGGAGAUGUAUAGCGAUUUGAAGAGAGUGAAACAGCCGAAUUCUCCAGGCGGACGUCUCGCCACUUUCCUUAACUCUAUCUUCACCGGAAACACGAAGAAACCGAAUAAAACCGCCACGUCAUCAUCCACCACUUGCUCCUCAGCUUCUUCCUUCUCCAAAUCUUGCUUGAGUAAAACGCCGUCGUCUAGUGAAAAACUGAAACGGUCUGUGCGUUUCUGUCCCGUUAACGUCGUCCUCGACGAAGACGACUCCAAGAAGCGUAGUGGCCACAUUAACAACAACAAAUUGUACGGAAACAACGAGCGUGAGAGCCGAGUGAUGGAGGAGAAUCGUCGCGUGAUUGAAGCAGCCAAGGAACUUAUCAGAACUUACCAGAAGAAUAAAGACGUCGUUAACAUCAUCGGCAAAGAAGAAGAAGAUGAUGAUGAAGACGACGAUGACGAUGGUGCGAGCUGCGCGAGCUCCGAUCUGUUCGAAUUGGAUCAUCUAUCGGUGAUUGGAAUCGGUAGUUAUCGAGAAGAGCUUCCCGUCUACGAGACGACUCGUUUUAACACGAACCGUAUAAUCUCCAGAUGAAUAAUUAAUUAUUCUCGAAUUAUGUAUAACUAAUUGCUUAGUUUCCUAAUGUAGUAACUACUUACUGGUUUAAGGGUGGAUUAAUUGGUUUUGGAUUAUACAGUUGUCUGAGUGAUGGUA
Brassica napus (rape) is the source of this 1897-nucleotide messenger RNA. Its product is annotated as protein BIG GRAIN 1-like B. Gene Ontology annotation, biological process: auxin-activated signaling pathway. The transcript has a single exon. Bases 767 to 1777 code for a protein of 336 amino acids. The record is from RefSeq and is a predicted model, not a curated record. Lineage: Eukaryota; Viridiplantae; Streptophyta; Magnoliopsida; Brassicales; Brassicaceae.